AUGAGUCGAUACUAUUCAGAUUCGGAUGAUACACAUUAUGUUUCUCGUCGACAAUUGGAUAAUGUACAUGCAUCUGGUUGGCAAUCACCAUUACCAACAACUGAUGUAACACCUUCGUCGGUAGCACGUAUUGUUGUUGAAUGUCCAUUUGGAUCAAAAAAAUGUGAUUAUACAAUUGAUAAAUCUCAACGUGGUCGUUUAAUUGUUACUGCACGUCGUCGACAUAAAUUUAAAUAUGAUAAUCUUUUAUCAAAUAAUAAAGAUAAUAUAGCUAUUCAAACAUUUACAAUUCCAUACGAUGCUGAUGUUGAUCAUUUAACAACUUAUAUUGAACAAUAUACAAAUCGUUUAAUUAUUGAAAUUCCUCGUUUAUCUGAUAUAUUAACAUCAUCAACAGGUACUUCUCAACUUAUAUUUAAUGAUACUAAAUCUAGUAGAAAAUCUUUGGGUAAUAAUCAAAAACUUGAAUAUCUUAUUGAUUGUCAUGGUUAUACAGCUGAUGAACUUGAUGUAUUUAUUCAAAAUCAAAACUUAAUUGUUCAAGGUAAAACUAAACGAGCAAGAUCAACAGAUCCAACACAAGAACAUAUAUCAAAAAAAUUUUCACGUAAAAUUUCAUUACCAAAUACAGUUGAUUUACCAAAAGUUAUAUCAUAUUUGGAAAAUGGUCAAUUACGAAUUGAAGCACCACUUAAACGUGAAUCUUAUUAUAAUGAUAAUGGACAUCUUUUAUCUAGAUUACCAACGACAACAAUACCAAAUAGAACAAUAAUUAAACAUAAUCGAAUUCAAUCACCAAUAUCAAAUAAUUAUCCAUAUCAUUAUCGACCACAUGAACAUGUAAAUCGUCAUCAUCGUCGAAGAUAUGAUUAUGAUGAUAUUCCUCGACCAACAAGUUCAAUGCAACGAAUAUAUUCAGCUGAAAAUCUUCAUUAUCCACUUUAUAGAUCAUGGCGAGAUCUUGAUAAUGAUGGUGAUGAUGAAGAUGAUUCAAGACAAAAUCGAUAUCGACAAAUAGUCAAUAAUGAACGUUAUAUUACAAAUCGAAAUGGUACAAAACAACAACCAACAUAUAAAUCUACUUAUUUACCGACAAAUAAUGUUGUUAGAACUACGACAACACAUCGUUAUUAUCCAACAGAUGAAAAUGUUAUUCUUAGAAUUGUCAAAAUAUUUAUUGCUAAUCAUUUAGUAACUCAAAUAUUAUUAAUUAAUAUAUUUUAUAUAAAGAAUUCUAUUUUAAAUAAAGAUAAAUAA
Messenger RNA from Rotaria sordida, 1257 nucleotides. NCBI's taxonomy places the organism in Eukaryota, Metazoa, Rotifera, Eurotatoria, Philodinida, Philodinidae. The record is from the annotation of a GenBank genome assembly.